GAUCCGUCCGCUCGGCGGCAUCACGCCUUUCCCGCCGAUGCCGCCGCCGCCACCGCCGCCCGCCCGGGCUCCGGGGGUCCCAGCCGCGCGCCAGCUGCCCCGGAGGUCCUGCGCGCCGCCCGCGCCCUCGCCGCCCGCCGCGGCCGGGGAGAAGAAGAAGAGGCCCCCCGAGAGGCCCGAGGUGCCGCUCUCCAGCUCCUGGCCCUCGGCCACCCUGAAGAGGCCGCCGGCUCGGCGCGGCCCGGACCCCAGCCCUGUCCCCGGCAGGACGCAGCCGCCGGCCCCUGCGCGCGCCCCGCACCAGGCUUCGCCGGGCCGUGCGGGGGUCCCGGCCACGUGCGCCACGCCCCGGCGAGCCGGCCCCGGCCACAGCCCUGCGGGGGCCACCUUCGCGGGGACCUCCGCGGGGGCGGAGGCCGAGCCCGACGACGCCAUGCGCUUCUCCUUGAGCCUCACCCCCGAGGCCAUCCUGGUCAUCCAGAGGCGCCACCUGGAGAAGCAGCUGCUGGCGCGGCCCCGCAGGCCCUUCCCUUCGCCCUUGGCCGACCCCCGGCGCCCGCUGGCCCCCUGUCCCCGAGCCAGAGCCGCAGGCUUGCGGAGGGGCUGCGCCACCAGCGCUCCCGACGCGCUCCCGGACGCGGGCCUCGCCCGCCGCCCGCUACCCCGCGUCCAGCUGCUGCCCGGGGGCCUGCAGGCCGCCACGCCAGGGCCGCGGCCCGCCGACCUGCGUCCGGUGCUCAAGGUGUCGCUACUCAACGAGCGGCACAAGUACGACGACGUGGAGUACGAGGAGGAGGCCGAGGUGCUGGACGAGGGCCUGGUGCGCAAGUGCACCGAGUGGCUGCGUGGCGUGGAGUCGGCGGCCGCCGCGCGGGACCGCACCGGGCACCUAGACUCGCUGCCACACCUGAGCACCCUGUGAGCUGUGAGCCAGGUGCACCUGCAAGGGACAGGACCUCCUCCUGGACGCCUGCCCCAGGUGGGUGCGCUUAUGGGAGACCC
Messenger RNA from Castor canadensis (American beaver), 1002 nucleotides. The record is from RefSeq and is a predicted model, not a curated record. NCBI's taxonomy places the organism in Eukaryota, Metazoa, Chordata, Mammalia, Rodentia, Castoridae.